This is a messenger RNA of Nilaparvata lugens (brown planthopper), 2848 nucleotides long. Its product is annotated as zinc finger BED domain-containing protein 4-like. Gene Ontology annotation, molecular function: DNA binding. The record is from RefSeq and is a predicted model, not a curated record. The coding region runs from base 40 to 1641 and encodes 533 amino acids. The transcript is spliced from 3 exons. NCBI's taxonomy places the organism in Eukaryota, Metazoa, Arthropoda, Insecta, Hemiptera, Delphacidae.
AGUGACAUUUGGCAACAUUAUGAAAAGUUGGGAAAUGGCAUGGCAAAAUGUCGUUACUGUAAAAUUACAGUGAAAACCUCCGGCAACACGUCGAAUUUGCGGAGUCAUAUACAGUUCAAGCACUCAAAACUUUCAGGCAAAGCAAAGAAGACCCCUGAAGUUUCCCUUGUACCUUCCACAUCUACAUCUAUACCUUCCACGUCUGCAUCUGUACCUUCCACAUCUGCAUCUGUACCUUCCACAUCUACAACAGUACCUUCUACUUCUGCAGUAAGCAACAGUGGUGAUGAAGAUGAUCCCUGUAUUUCCAGUGAGACCAGUAGCACAGCAGGACCUAGCAGGACCAAACAAAUGAGAAUUGAGGAGGUAUUUUCCAGAGUAAGAUCAUUCAAACAAGGAGAUGCCAGCUCAACUAUCACACAAGCAAUAGUUUAUAUGAUUUGUGUGGAUGCUGAACCUUUAUCAAUCGUGGAGCACAAAGGUUUUAGAAGGCUUAUCAAGACAAUAGCUCCACUCUACAAAAUCCCUUCAAGGAAAACCAUUCGUUCAGCUGUUUCUGAUAAGUUCUCUGCGAUAUCCAAUUUGUUGAAGAGUGAAUUGGCCAAUAUUCAAAAUUAUUCAUUUACCACAGACAUAUGGACGGACUCUCAAAAUCGAAGCUAUCUCAGUUUCACUGUACAUUAUUGUGACCUGAAUAGCAGUUACAAUGAAGGUAACAACUGUAUUGAGAAAGCUUCACUGGGACUAUUUGACCUUCAUGAACGCCAUACAUCAGAAUACAUAUCAAGUCAAUUUGAAAACAUAGUUCAGGAAUGGGGGAUCAAUAAGGGGAGAACGACAGCAGUAGUGACAGAUAGUGCUGCUAACAUUGUGAAAGCGGUUGAAUUAUGUUUUGGGAAAAAACACAUACCUUGUUUCGCACAUACUCUGAACUUGGUGGCCACUAAAGGUAUUGCUGAUGUGCCUCAGUUAGAAGAAAUUCUCAAAAAAGUGAGCAGAAUAGUGACAUGGUUCCACCACAGUGUUGCUGCAAGUGAUGAGUUGAGGAAGACAGUGGACAAGAAGUUGAUCCAAGAUGUCCCAACUCGAUGGAAUUCAACCUAUGACAUGCUGAAAAGGUUCUUGGAGCUACGUCCAUUCAUUAAUGACAUUGUGAAUCGGUUUACAUCAGCGCCUCCAAUGAUAUUGGCAUUGGAAUUGGAAAUACUACAAGAAGUUGUUGAAUUGCUUCAGCCGCUUCAAACAGCAACACUUGAAAUUAGUUCUGGUCAGUAUUUGACAAGCAGUAUGCCAAUACCAAUUGCCAGCAGACUGCUUGAAGAGCUCACAUCUCUCAAUCCUAAACAUGAGAUUGGAGAAGGCUUGAAGAGAUCAAUUCUGGCACAACACAAGAAGAGAUUGGGAGCUAUUGAAAAUGUGCAUCUACUUGGAAUUGCCACAUUGCUUGACCCUCGUUUCAAGAAGGAAUAUUUCCUGGACAAGGUGGCCUGCUCAAGAGCAGUAAAUGCGGUCUCCAGAUUGAUGCAAGAUGUAACUGUAUCACUCAGUGAACAACUAGAGGAAUGUGAUUCCCCCUCAUCUGAUGACUCUGAUAAAGAUAAGAGCACUUCUCUAUUCCUGAGGAGCUGUCAAUGUACUUGAACUCACCAAAUGAGAAGAUGGAGCAGAGCGCGGUGGGUUUUUGGAAAUCGAUGAAGUGUACUUAUCCAGUUCUAUCUGAGGUUUUCUUUAAGUACGUACCUGCUGUGGCAACCUCUGUUCCAUCAGAGAGAUUAUUCUCUGAAGCUGGAGUGAUUUUAAAUAGUUUAAGGAAUCGACUCACAGAGGACAUGGCUUCAAAACUCCUCUUCCUACAUGAGGCGGAUGAUAAAUAUUGGAUGCAAUAAUCUAACUGAACUAGAGUUAAUAUUGUAGAAACGUUCCAUAAUAAUGUAAAAUACAGAUCUUGUCAAUUUCUACACAAAUUUUAUUUAUAACAAUCCUGGUUUAGUGACCAUAUGGUCUAAAUCUGUGUUUUUCAUUAUUAGGAUGCAAUAAUAUUUUGUAGGUAUGAACAUUGCUAUUUGAAAACAAGUGACAGCUCUUUCAACUCUUUCUUGAAAUGUUUAGAAUUUUAUGUUUGAUUAUUGUUUAUUCACAAGCAACAGAAGAUGAGUAGCAAGGUUGGAAUAUUCCUUAAACUAUUAAAAUCACUCCAGCUUUCAAUGAUAUUGAAAGGAUAUUAAGGAAUGAUAAUGAAUGGAUAUCAAUGUGUGGUUUUCAUCACUCAAUUUUUAUUGGAACUCUGUGUCAAAAUAAUGUAUCACAUCACCACCUUCUCAUUUAAAGAAAUGAAUUUGGAUUCACAUGAGGGACAUAGAUGUUGAAACAACGUAAUUUUAUUUUUCAUUUCAAACAGGAUCUCCAACAAAACCUUCUAAAAGCUCCAUUUAAAUUAAAUAUGUGGAGACCGAACCGCUACCUAGCUACCCAUUUCCUGUGUAUCAAGAUACUCUGAUUUCUGUAGGAUCAGGAUCAGUUGUUCAGGGUGAAUAGCCCAUUGAUAUAAAUAUAUUAUAUUCCAAUGAUAUCAAUGGAAUAGCCGCGAUCAUGUGUGAUGUUUUUGAUUUUCAAUUAAAUGAUUAAAAUGAUUUUUAAUUAAAUCUAAAAUGGGUAAGUUAGGUAAUGGCAGGUUGGCAGCAAAUUUUGCUCUCCACUUUCAGCAUCACAUUGAGCAUCGAUAUAUUGAUAGAUUUCUACCAAUAUAUCGAUAUAUCGAUAGUUCUCUACCGAUAUUUAUCGGAUAUCAAUAACUGAAGCAAAAAUAUAUCGAUAACCGAUAUAUCGAUAAGUCCUCAACCGAUACCCA